CGAAGUGUCAGUAUCAGCAUGAAAAGUCCAGAUGUAUGGAGCAGCUUUUCCUUAGGUUGUGAAGUUCAUUCGUCACGUGGGACUUGAUAUUUUAACGACAGUGAGCAAUGUUGCUUGGCGCUGCUUUCGACGUUUCGAGCGCAGCGUAUGAGUUGUCGACGGUGGUGACGGACGUGAUCCUCAACUACGAGUACAUCAACCGCAACUGGAUCGAAGAGUACAUCCUGUCCAUCGUGUUUCUCGUUGUGAAUGGUAUCGUCAUGGGGUUCGUGGGACUUGGUAUUGAUAAAUUGUAUGGAGAUCGCUUCUCCAGCAACACGUUGGUCAACAAGAUGCUCGGCUUCUGUAUUGGGCUACUUCAAAUGCGCGUAUUCAUCGAGACCAUCUACGCGGCUGUUGCGAGUAUUAAGAGCGAGAGUGGCAAUAAGCCUGCGCAAGACGACACAUACCCAGGCAAUAGCGCAGGCAAUUCAUUGACGCACACGGCGGGUGGACACACUGUAGCUGAAGAGGCGACAGAAGGCGUCAGUGGACAUGCCAAGCAGCUGGAACAUGGACUAUUGUAUGCAAUGUUCGUUCAGGUUAUCGUGCGUGAUAUUCCGCUGUUCGUACUGCAAGCGAAUGCCACUAUUCACUACCGCAAGUGGAAGUUUAUCGAUCUCUUCACAGUCAUCUCGACAUUCAUCACGCUGACGCGCGGCACAACUGCGUACGUUGCAAAAGAAGACGGCAACGGGAUGAAGCUCUUGGCUUUCGUGUUUCUUGUAGGGCAGUUCGUGUUCCGCUUGGGAGCGAUUUUGCUUCUGGCCAUGACCAAGGGCUUUGCAAUCCUUGUAUACGGGAUCGUGAUCACAAUGUUUGCCAUCCUCUGGACUGCCAACCUUCGCUUGGCGCACACAAGUCCCCGCUUCAUCGACCAGUUGCCUCGCGCGAUCGUCUUCUUCCCGUUCUUCACACUUUUCGUCGUCGAUGGCUCGAGGCUGACUGCUCGGUACGGAUCAGCACUUCCUGCUCUUCGUAGCGAGAAACUCUUGCAUCUCCAACUUUGGCGGUGUCUAGAGAACGUCGUUGGAAUCCUCCUCGCCAUCUUCCUCCCACGCUACACUGACUUCGGAGUCAGCUCCGACUCCAUCGUAGCGUUGAUUGGCGUGAUCUGCGCCGGCAUUUACGUAGCAGCGACUGCUGCGUUCUUCCUCGCUUCUGAGUGCUGUGUAAAGCGUGAUAACGCAGAGGCCACUAACGGCGAAUCUGUUGAGAUACCUUACUACCUACGAAAUGCUACAACUUCGUAAGCAUCAAUCAAAACACUUUCGCAAACGACCGUUUUAACUAUUGUCGGCCAUGUCUUUGACCACUUCAGCUAAUCCAUUUCCACUUAUCAAACUCUUGGUGGUGAG
This is a messenger RNA of Phytophthora nicotianae INRA-310, 1397 nucleotides long. RefSeq lists its product as hypothetical. The record is from RefSeq and is a predicted model, not a curated record. The coding region runs from base 108 to 1292 and encodes 394 amino acids. Lineage: Eukaryota; Oomycota; Peronosporomycetes; Peronosporales; Peronosporaceae. The transcript has a single exon.